Molecule: messenger RNA, 1381 nt
Organism: Branchiostoma floridae (Florida lancelet)
Lineage: Eukaryota; Metazoa; Chordata; Leptocardii; Amphioxiformes; Branchiostomatidae
Product: fibropellin-1-like
Exons: 11
Coding region: 25-1350 (441 amino acids)
Molecular function (GO): calcium ion binding
Source: RefSeq, a predicted model, not a curated record
UGUUUUGAAGUGAACUUUAAGUAAAUGAAAAAAAAAAUGUUUCAUUUUCCGACAGAUAUCGACGAGUGUGCAUCCUCACCAUGUGGCAGCAAUGGAGACUGUGUGGAUGGUGUAGACUCCUACACUUGCACCUGUCACCCAGGUUACAGCGGGACUAAUUGUGACAACGACAUCGACGAGUGUGCAUCCUUACCAUGUGGCAGCAAUGGAGACUGUGUGGAUGGUGUAGACUCCUACACUUGCAACUGUCACCCAGGUUACAAUGGCACCACCUGUGAAAAUAAUAUCGACGAGUGUGCGUCCUCACCAUGUGGCAGCAAUGGAGACUGUGUGGAUGGUGUAGACUCUUACACUUGCAACUGUCACCCAGGUUACAACGGGACCAACUGUGAUAAUAAUAUCGACGAGUGUGCAUCCUCACCAUGUGGCAGCAAUGGAGACUGUGUGGAUGGUGUAGAGUCUUACAAUUGCAACUGUCACCCAGGUUACAACGGGACCAACUGUGAUAAUAAUAUCGACGAUUGUGCGUCCUCACCAUGUGGCAGCAAUGGAGACUGUGUGGAUGGUGUAGACUCCUACAUCUGCAACUGUUACCAGGGUUACAACGGGACUAACUGUGACAAUAAUAUCGACGAGUGUGCGUCCUCACCAUGUGGCAGCAAUGGAGACUGUGUGGAUGGUGUAGACUCUUACACUUGCAACUGUCACCCAGGUUACAACGGGACCAACUGUGAUAAUAAUAUCGACGAGUGUGCAUCCUCACCAUGUGGCAGCAAUGGAGACUGUGUGGAUGGUGUAGAGUCUUACAAUUGCAACUGUCACCCAGGUUACAACGGGACCAACUGUGAUAAUAAUAUCGACGAUUGUGCGUCCUCACCAUGUGGCAGCAAUGGAGACUGUGUGGAUGGUGUAGACUCUUACAUCUGCAACUGUCACCCAGGUUACAACGGGACCAACUGUGAUAAAAAUAUCGACGAGUGUGCGUCCUCACCAUGUGGCAGCAAUGGAGACUGUGUGGAUGGUGUAGACUCUUACACUUGCAACUGUCACCCAGGUUACAACGGGACCAACUGUGAUAAUAAUAUCGACGAGUGUGCAUCCUCACCAUGUGGCAGCAAUGGAGACUGUGUGGAUGGUGUAGACUCAUACAUCUGCAACUGUUACCAGGGUUACAACGGGACUAACUGUGACAAUAAUAUUGACGAGUGUGCAUCCUUACCGUGUGGUAGCAAUGGAGACUGUGUGGAUGGUGUAGACUCCUACAGCUGCACCUGUCACCCAGGGUUCACAGGGUCCAAGUGCGGAGAGGGUGAGGACAGCCACAAUAUGUGUAGAUUUUUUAGUUAUUGAACUUAGUUGUCUUAUGUCGUAAGACGACGGU